Messenger RNA from Helianthus annuus (common sunflower), 1656 nucleotides. RefSeq lists its product as uncharacterized. NCBI's taxonomy places the organism in Eukaryota, Viridiplantae, Streptophyta, Magnoliopsida, Asterales, Asteraceae. The record is from RefSeq and is a predicted model, not a curated record. Bases 1 to 1656 code for a protein of 551 amino acids. The transcript has 8 exons.
AUGGCCACUGUUCAGAUGGCCAAAGACUGGAAUGCUACUUACCCACAAGUGGGGGACACCGGUGCCGAUGCUCCGGCCGGUUAUAUAACCUUGUGGUCGGAUUUUUUCACCCACGGUAACCUUAGGUUGCCGGUGACGGUGUUUGUGGCGGAGGUAUUGGAGUAUUAUCACCUCCAUAUCUCCCAGCUUAGUCCUUUCGGAAUGUUCCGAAUUCGGAAUUUUGAGUACACAUUCCGUGCCCAUGGCCUGCCCAUUUCAGUGGAGAAUUUCCGGCGUUUCUACCAGUUGACGGUGAACACCGGUUUUUUCUCGUUCACUCAAAGGCAUGGGAGUCUGAAGUUGAUGACACCCCCUAAGGGUGUGACAGGCUGGAAGAAGAGGUUCUUCUACGUGAAAGCCUGUGCGGUCUAUGCUAACAUGUCUUUCAGGAACGUCGAUGUUGGAGUUUCCGAUGAAGAUAUUCCUGUUGCUUCCGCAGAGACCGCGGACUGGUUCUCUAGGCUGCGGCCUAUUGAACUCAAGAAGUUGGAUAAUGACCAACUAUGGAUAUUGCGGAUGAUGCUCUCUAGACCGGAUAGGAAGGAAAGACCCGUGUUGCGGGAACAGGGUGGUGCGGAUGCGGUUGGCUUGUGGAGGAUGUUUGAGCCUGAUUUCAAAGGCCAGGUUGAACUGAUCGCGGUUGAGCUGAAGAAAGGUUUCAACCUUGAAAUUCUGAAGAACUUCCGCGUACCAUCAAAAGCGGUGCUGGAAGCCCCGGUUCCGGGAGACGCAAGAGGUGUCCUUGCGGAUUUGGGGAAGUUUGAGAAACGCGUCCCCAAAAAGACUGUGGAGAAGAAAACGGUAAAAAAGACCGUGCGGGGUCGUGGUAAGGGGAGUGUUGAAGGCUCAGCUGCCCCUUCUUCCGUUUUCGAAGCCGCAGGUAGUGGUGCGGCCGCGGGUGGAACUGGUGUGGUUCCCCCCGUUGUUGGAGAGAAAAGGGGGCCAGAGCAGAAAGCUGCUGGUGGUGGUGAACCGAAGAGGCGGAGGCUGCCGACCAGGAGAGUUGCUCCGGUGCAGAAGAAACCUGCAGUUGCUGCUGAAUCCCGAGAUGCGGGGUAUUCUUUUGUUGACAUUCCUGCGUCUCCUCCGCACACCGCUGCCGCGGGUGCGGGUGUAUUGAAGGAGAAGGUCGCGCCUAAGGAGCCUGCGGCCCCUUUUGUUGGGCCAGUUCGUGAUCCCCCUUUGGAGAAGACGGUGGAGGGGGAUGAUAUUUCUAAUGACCCUGCGGCAUGUAGGGAGAUUUUGGGUGGUCUGGGGACCCCGUUUGAAGUCGAGCGUGCCCGUGCCGCGCCCCGAGAGCUGCGUAUUAACCAGCUUUCGUCGAUGCUGGUGGGGACUUCCAUUGUGGCUAAUGCCAUUUUGGAAGAUUAUAAGGUGUUGGGCCGUCGCGAGGAGGAGGCCACUCGUAUGCGGGCGGAAGCGGAGAAGUUAAUCGAGACUGCUCGUGUGGGUGCGGAGCGGCUCGAGAAAGACAAGGCUGAGGUGCAGGCGCGGGAGGUCGCGGUUACGGACCUUACUGCCCGCGUGUCUGCUGCGGAGCAGCGGGCCGACGCUGCUACUGAGGCCAAGGAUGCCUUGGCGGUUAUACUGAUCAGGCAUCCGGGUUCCGGGAUGUAG